Molecule: messenger RNA, 3231 nt
Organism: Cynocephalus volans (Philippine flying lemur)
Lineage: Eukaryota; Metazoa; Chordata; Mammalia; Dermoptera; Cynocephalidae
Gene: BUB1
Product: BUB1 mitotic checkpoint serine/threonine kinase
Exons: 25
Coding region: 1-3231 (1076 amino acids)
Biological process (GO): mitotic spindle assembly checkpoint signaling; meiotic sister chromatid cohesion, centromeric; protein phosphorylation
Cellular component (GO): nucleus
Molecular function (GO): protein kinase activity; ATP binding
Source: RefSeq, a predicted model, not a curated record
AUGUUUGAAGCCCACAUGCAAAGCUACAAGGGUGAUGACCCACUUGGUGAAUGGGAAAGCUACAUGCGGUGGGUAGAAGAGAAUUUUCCUGAGAAUAAAGAAUACUUGACAACUUUAUUAGAACAUUUAAUGAAGGCAUUUUUAAAUGAUAAGAGAUACCACAAUGACCAAAGAUUCAUCAAUUAUUGUUUAAAAUUUGCAGAGUACAACAGUGAUCUUCAUCAGUUUUUUGAGUUUCUGUACAACCAUGGAAUUGGAACACUGUCAUCUCUUCUGUAUGUAUCCUGGGCGAGUCAUCUGGAAGGUCAGGGAGAGCUGCAGCAUGCCAGUGCAGUUUUUCGCAGAGGAAUUCAAAACCAAGCUGAACCUAAAGAUCUACUGCAACAACAAUACAGGUUAUUUCAGGCGCGUCUCACUGAAACCCAUUUGCCAGCUCAAGCUAGAAACUCAGAACCUCUGCACAAUGCUCAGAUUUUAAACCAAAUGACAAGAUCAAAAUCAAAUCCAGGAAAUAACUCAGCCUGCGUUUCUAAGAAUCAGGGCUCAAAACGUUCUGGAAUGAUAUCUUCAGCUUGUGAUAAAGAGUCAAAUAUGGAAAAACGGGUUGUCAUGAUUUCUAAAUCAGAAUAUUCUACGCAGUCAUCUCUGGCAGCCAAAGCUGAUGUUCAGCAGGUUGUUAUGUAUUGCAAGGAGAAGCUUAUUCGUGGAGAAUCAGAAUUUUCUUUUGAAGAACUGAGAGCCCAGAAAUAUAAUCAACGGAGAAAGCAUGAGCAAUGGGUAAAUGAAGACAGACAUUACAUGAAAAGAAAAGAAGCAAAUGCUUUUGAAGAACAACUAUUAAAACAGAAAAUGGAUGAACUUCAUAAGAAGUUGCAUCAAGUGGUGGAGACAUCCCAUGAGAAUCUGCUUGCUUUCCAUGAAAGGUCUGAGGUUAAUUCAGCAUGUAUGGGGCCAAGUGUAGGCUCCCAGGAGGAAUUGAGAGUUCCGUGUCUUCCAGCCAUGGAUCAGCAGACCUCAAAGAACAUGGGGGAGAACUUCAGAGCGGCACCUACCAUUGCUCCCCUUAUGACAAAUGCUAUUACUACUGCUUUGGAGUCCCCAGCUAUCGGCCAGAGCAUAGCUCCUCCAGUUCCUUUGACAGCCCAGCCAGUGACAAACUCCAUGUAUACAGUGGCCAGAAAAGAUGACAGAUGUGUGAAUAAAAGUACAUGUGAAUUCAAGCCACAGAGUGAAGCAGAGAUAAAGGAAGGGUGUGAAAUACAUAAGGUUGCUAGCACAAGUUCUUUUCACACAACUCCAGACACAUCACUGGGAAUGGCUCAGACAACACCAUCCAAAGUGCAGCCGUCACCCACUGUGCACACAAAAGAAGCAUUAGGUUUCAUCAUGAAUAUGUUUCAGGCUCCUACACUUCCUGAUAUUUCUGAUGACAAAAAGGAAUGGCCAUCUUUAGAUCAAAAUGAAGAUGCAUUUGAAGCCCAGUUUCAGAAAAAUGCAAGGUCUUCUGGCGCUUGGGGAGUCAAUAAGAUUAUCUCUUCUCUGUCAUCCGCUUUUCCUGUGUUUGAAGAUGGAAACAAAGAAAAUUAUGGAUUACCACAGCCUAAAAAUAAACCCACAGGAGCCAGGACCUUUGGAGAGCGCUCUACGAGCAGAUUUCCUUCAAAACCAAAUGAAGAAGUGCCUCAUGCUGAAGAGUUUCUAGAUGAUUCAACCAUAUGGGGUAUUCGCUGCAACAAAACCCUGGCACCCACUCCUAAGAGCCCAGGAGACUUUACAUUUGCUGCACAGCUUGCUUCUACCCCAUUCCACAAACUUCCAGCAGAGUCAGUGCACAUGCUAGAAGAUAAAGAAAAUGUAGCAAAACAGUGUACCCGUGUAACUUUGGAUUCUUGUGAAGAGAAUGUGGUGCCACCCUUAAAGGACAGAAAGUUCAGUCCAAUUGAAGAGAAAAUCCCAGAACAAGCAGUCUCCUCUGACAAAUCUUCAGCAUCCUUACUCCACCUGAGCCUGCCUACUGCAGGUGGUGUACUUUCCCAUGAGACGGAGCGGGGCCUUGAGGCUUGUAAACUCACAGACACUGACAUUGCCAUUGCGAAGGAUCCACCAGAUGUUAUCGCUGGGCUUCAAGCAGAAUGGAUGCAGACUAGUUCACAUGGGAAUGUCAAUGCUUCAAACUUCACUGUUGAGAACCCAUGGGAUGAUGAGUUAAUUCUCAAACUUUUAUCUGGGCUUACUAAACCAGUGAGUUCCUAUACAAAUACUUUUGAAUGGCAAUGUAAACUUCCAUCCAUCAAGCCCAAGACUGAAUUUCAAUUGGGUUCUUCACUGGUCUACGUCAGUCACCUUCUUGGAGAAGGGGCCUUUGCUCAGGUCUAUGAAGCUGCUUAUGGAGAUGUGGAUGAUACUAAAAAUAAACAGAAAUUUAUUUUGAAGGUCCAGAAGCCUGCCAACCCCUGGGAAUUCUACAUUGGGACCCAGCUGAUGGAGAGACUAAAGCCAACCAUGCAACACAUGUUUAUCAAAUUUUAUUCUGCCCACUUUUUCCAGAAUGGCAGUGUAUUAGUAGGAGAUCUCUACAGCUAUGGAACAUUACUAAAUGCCAUUAACCUCUAUAAAAAUACACCUGAAAAAGUGAUGCCUCAAGCUCUCGUCAUCUCUUUUGCUAUGAGAAUGCUUUACAUGAUUGAACAAGUCCAUGACUGUGAAAUCAUUCAUGGAGACAUUAAGCCAGACAAUUUCAUACUUGGAAAUGGAUUUUUGGAGCAAGAUGGUGAAGGCGAUGAUUUAUCUGCUGCCUUGGCACUAAUUGACCUGGGUCAGAGUAUAGAUAUGAAACUUUUUCCAAAAGGAACUACAUUUACAGCAAAGUGUGAAACAUCUGGUUUUCAGUGUAUUGAGAUGCUCAGUAACAAACCAUGGAACUACCAGAUUGAUUACUUCGGAGUUGCUGCAACAGUGUACUGCAUGCUCUUUGGCACUUACAUGAAAGUGAAAAAUGAAGGAGGAGUCUGGAAACCUGAAGGUCAUUUCAAAAGGCUUCCUCAUUUGGAUAUGUGGAGUGAAUUUUUUCACAUCAUGUUGAAUAUACCAGAUUGUCAUCAUCUUCCAUCUUUGGAUUUAUUAAGGCAAAAGUUGAAGAAAAUAUUUCAACAACACUAUACAAACAAGAUUAGGACCCUGCGUAAUAGGCUAAUUGUACUGCUCUUAGAAUAUAAGCGUUCACGAAAAUAA